Fonsecaea nubica is the source of this 1167-nucleotide messenger RNA. RefSeq lists its product as hypothetical. Gene Ontology annotation, biological process: epoxide metabolic process. NCBI's taxonomy places the organism in Eukaryota, Fungi, Ascomycota, Eurotiomycetes, Chaetothyriales, Herpotrichiellaceae. Bases 1 to 1167 code for a protein of 388 amino acids. The record is from RefSeq and is a predicted model, not a curated record. The transcript has 3 exons. Gene Ontology annotation, molecular function: epoxide hydrolase activity.
AUGGGGAUAUCGCCCUUUAGAAUCGACAUAACCAAACAGGAAGUCGAACGACUACAAAGGAAGUUGCAAGACACGAGAAUUCCGAAAACACCCAUUGUUCCUGGGGCUGGUAGCGACUAUGGUCCUCCGAUUGAAUGGUUCCAGCGUCUCACCAACAAAUGGCGAGACGAGUUUGACUGGUUUUCUAUACAAGAACAUCUGAACCGACAUGACCACUUUCUCGCUGACAUUGAUGAUGAGAAUUCCCAGCUGCGAAUCCAUUUUACGCAUAUCAAGUCGACAAGAACCGAUGCAAUCCCUCUUAUCUUGGUCCAUGGUUGGCCCGGCUCAUGGCACGAGUUCGACCGCGUGGUUGACGCCUUUGCCAAUCCCGAGGACGUUUCGGAUCCGGCAUUCCACGUCGUGGUGCCGAGUCUGCCUGGGUUCUGUUGGUCUUCUGCACCCCCUCGGCGGGGUUGGACGAUGCAAGACACAGCACGGGUCUUCAAUAAACUGAUGAUCCAGCUUGGUUAUACGCAUUACGUUGUGCAAGCGGGUGAUUGGGGAUCGUUUGUGGCCCGCGAAAUGGGCGCCAAAUUCCCGGAGUGCAAAGCAGUCCAUCUGAACUUCUGUCCGGUCGAGCUGGAUGACAGUAUCACAGACCUUACACCCCGCGAGGUGAAAAUCAAAGAAUGCUGCCAAGAUUGGUUGGAUAACCAUCUGGGGUAUGCUGUUUGUAUGCGGACCCGUCCACAAACCAUUGGUGUCGCGCUGAGUGAUAACCCGGUCGGAAUCCUCGCCUGGGUCGGAGAGAAAUAUCUGGAGGCGGUGGCUCCCGCAAAGGUUCAGUCUCCAGAUCCGACAUGGGACCAAGCAAUUCUCACCACAUGUUCUCUGUAUUAUUUCACAGACUGUAUCAUGUCUUCGGGUCUACCAUAUUUCGAAGGUGUCAAGCAUGCAGAUUUUGGGAAUUUCUUCCUGAAGCAAGAGAACUACAUCGGGGUGCCUAUGGGCUACACCAGUUUCCUCUAUGACACAAGGCCAGGGACCGAGAGAAGCGUGAGGAAGACGGGACGACUAGUGUUCUACAAUGAGUGCGACGAUGGCGGUCAUUUUGCUGCAUUGGAACGGCCGGACGUUAUUCUCGCUGACUGCCGGAAGUUCUUCAGAGAGUGGUACAACGCUUGA